Messenger RNA from Arachis duranensis, 2999 nucleotides. RefSeq lists its product as uncharacterized. Gene Ontology annotation, biological process: protein modification process. The record is from RefSeq and is a predicted model, not a curated record. Lineage: Eukaryota; Viridiplantae; Streptophyta; Magnoliopsida; Fabales; Fabaceae. Bases 117 to 2747 code for a protein of 876 amino acids. The transcript is spliced from 15 exons.
UCCUUUGGUUAAUUUCAGUUCACUGUGUCUCUGCUAAGUGCAAAACAUUCUGGAGUGAAUAGUGCAGCACUGCAGCCAUAAACAGGAAAAGUGGAAAACAGCGAGAGCAGAGGACCAUGGUAACAAUUGCUGCAGCCAACGCCACCAAGAGAAUAGAGACUUACGAGGAGUUCGCAAAAGUACACGCCAUACUCCUCGCUGCUUCGGGCUUGCCCGAGUCCCUCCACCGCCGCCUCUUCCAGAAGCUCUCCGCCGAGUGCUUCGACGGCGGUAACUACUUCCAGAUCGAGCCAUGCGAGGAAGGCCGCCAGAGGCUCCUCGUCCUCACCGCGGAAUCCAUGGCAAAGCACUCCGACGUCUUCCUCGUCGACCAUGCUUGGACCUUCAGACUCACCGAUGCUUACAAGCAGCUGCAUGAGGUUCCGGGAUUGGCGGAGAGGAUGGGGGCGUUGAUGUGUGUGGAUAUUAAUUUGAAUGCAGAGGGAGAAGAUGAUGGAGCUUUGAGUGAUACACGUGGCAGUGUUACAGAGGUUCUGGAGAGUGAGGUUCGAGAAGCAAAAGAGAAAAGUGAUGGUAAGUUGAGGUGGUUGGAGCUUGAGGGGCUUGAUAUAAAUGAUGAGAUGCUCUUGUCUCUCGAAUUACCAACUGGAUUUCCGGAUUUAGUGGCCCUUAGCCUGCUUGGAAACAAGCUCAAUAGAGUGGAAACAAUUGUUCAGGAAGUUAGCAAAUUUAAACAACUUAAAGGACUCUGGCUGAACAAUAACCCGGUUCUAGAAAAAGGUGAUAGUGAACUUGUGGAUGCACUUCUUAAGGAGUUGCCAGAACUGGAAAUUUAUAAUUCAACUUUCACAAGCAAUUUUGGGGAAUGGGCCUUGGGGUUCUGUGCAGGGAUAUAUGAAAAGGAUAACCCAGGAAAUGUUGAUCAGGCUAGUACUCCGUUGCAGAGUGUGUCAACUCUUGAUCUUUCAAAUAGAAAUAUUCACAGUUUAAUCAACAAGGCAUUUACACCCAAUUGUUUGCCAUCUCUUUCAUGCCUGAAUAUUCGUGGAAAUCCAUUGGAGCAAAACUCAAUUGGUGGCUUAUUAGAUCUAUUAAGGACAUUCCCUUCAUUGUGUUCUUUGGAGGUGGAUAUUCCUGGUCCACUUGGAGGAAGUGCCGUUGAAAUCCUGGAAUCACUUCCUAACAUUUCCCAGCUAAAUGGCAUCAGUGCAUCAAAAAUAUGGGAAACUGGAAAGCAUGUUAUAGAUUCAGUGCUUCUUCCUCGUCUUCCGGAGUGGACUGCUGAUGACCCUCUUGCUGAUCGUAUUGUAAAUGCAAUGUGGCAAUAUCUAAUGACAUAUAGACUUGCUAAUGAAGAAAAAUUAGAUGAGACUUCUGUUUGGUAUGUGAUGGAUGAACUGGGUUCGGCUUUGCGGCAUAGUGAUGAACCAAAUUUCAGAGUGGCACCUUUUCUUUUCAUGCCUGAUGGUACUUUGGCAUCAGCUGUGAGCUUUUCUAUUCUGUGGCCAACACAGAACGUUAUAAAAGGUGAUGAAUGCACUCGUGAUUUUCUACUUGGUAUUGGGGAGGAUAGACAACGUUCUGCCAGACUUACUGCCUGGUUCCACACACCAGAGAACUAUUUUGUCCAAGAGUAUGAGAAGCACAAUCAGAAAUUGCAAUCCAGAAGCUUAACAUUACCCAAGGUGCAGUCUUCUGAGACUAGAAGCAUUCGUCAUCAUGAUGGUCGUGCUUUACGUGUCUACACAGAUAUACCGCACGUGGAGGAAAACUUGACACAUCCUGAUUUUGUAAUCACAAAGGAACCAAAAGAUGCAGAUAUAAUAUGGACAAGUGAGCAGGUAGAUGAAGAGAUGAAGAAAGCUACAGGAAUAACAGAUCAUCAAUACAUCAACCAAUUUCCAUUUGAGGCAUGUCUUGUAAUGAAACAUCAUUUGGCAGAGACAAUUCAGAAGGCACAUGGAUCUCCUCAAUGGCUGCAGCCUACUUAUAACCUUGAAACACAUCUGUCUCAACUUAUUGGUGACUAUCACGUACGCAAAAGAAAAGGACUAGACAACCUUUGGAUCUUAAAACCUUGGAACAUGGCCCGAACUAUUGAUACAACUGUAACUGAUAACUUACCUUCGAUUAUCCGGCUCAUGGAAACAGGUCCAAAGAUUUGCCAGAAGUAUAUUGAAGAACCUGCUUUGUUCCAGGGGAAAAAGUUUGAUCUCCGUUACAUCGUAUUGGUCCGGAGCAUGAAUCCUUUGGAGAUAUUCCUGUCAGAUUGUUUCUGGGUUAGGAUAGCCAAUAAUAAAUAUUCUCUGGACAGAAGUAGUUUUUUUGAGUAUGAAACUCACUUCACCGUUAUGAAUUAUCGUGGAAGAAUAAAUUUCAAGAAUACUAAAGAUUUUGUGAGGGAAUUUGAGGAAGAGCAUCAAGUUAAAUGGUCAGAUAUACAUACUCGAGUAAGAAACAUGAUUCUAUCUGUAUUCGAGUCGGCUGCUGUUGUACAUCCAGAGAUGCAUAGUACAAAAUCAAGGGCCAUUUAUGGUGUAGAUGUCAUGUUGGACAGAUAUUUCCAACCAAAGAUACUUGAGGUGACAUACUGUCCGGACUGUACUCGAGCAUGCAAAUACGACAUGGAGAUUGUGGUAGGAGACGGAGGUGUUGCCAAGGGGUGUGAUUUUUUCAACAAUGUGUUUAGGUGUCUCUUUUUGAAUGAGAUUUCACAGGUUAGCCCGUUGUAUUACAAGCAUAAUUAGGAACGAAGGAUUUUAAUUAUAGCCGCAUGGGUCAAAGUUUCUUGGAUUUCGGUGUUUGUGUAGUCAAGGAUUGUUGCACAAGCUAAAAUACGGUUUCAACGAGCUUGUGUCAUCGAGGAUUGUCAUGUGUGUUGUAGUUAGCUGGUGUGGUUGUUGCACCGAGAACAUCCAAGCGUUUGUGUUGUCAAGGAUUGGCAGGUAUGGUGGUCGCAAGUCGCAAUGAGGAUAUCCAAGGGAAUGUUUCGUUGAGGA